UAGAUCUCGAAUUCCGGUAUUCGCUGUUUACGGGAUCGACUGAGAGCUUCACGUCCGGGAAUUCAAGAUCUUCCGCGCGGUGACUGUGGCCCAGGACGUUGUACGAAGAGGAUGUUUAGUGCAUGAAGAUGGCAGUUUGAGCGGCAAAGACACUGAACCGUCAUCGAGCCCUCGAUCGAACUGCUCGGCCUCAAGAUGCCGAAGGACGACAUGAACAAUGUCAACGACCCAGUCGACACCCACAAUGAAGACACCUCGGUCGCCAUCCAGCAGGGCAAGAUCGAACCUGAACAAGGACCACGACCGGAUUCUGAACAGGUUUUCACUCCGCCCAAUGGCGGACUCGAGGCAUGGCUGCUGGUUCUAGCCUUGUUUCUUAUUUUUGCGAACACCUGGGGUACCACAAGCACAUUCGGUGCAUUUCAAGCAUUCUACCUCCACACUCUUCUUUCGAACCAGUCGGCAUCGGCCAUCUCCUGGAUUGGCAGCGUCCAGGCUUUUCUCGUCGUUUUUGUGGGCGUCUUCGCCGGGCCCUUGUUUGACAUGGGAUGGCUCCGGCCGAUGGCAUUUGUUGGAUCCUUUUUGACGGUUUUCGGCAUGUUCAUGACCAGCCUUGCACAUACUUACUACCAAGUAUUCCUAGCGCAAGGGGUCUGUGUCGGUCUCGGCUCUGGUCUGACCUACGUCCCAGCUCUUGCAAUCGUGUCCAAGUACUUCACGUCAAAGAGGCCAAUUGCCAUCGGAGUAGGGGCUGUCGGUUCCAGCGUCGGCGGCGUUGUCUUUCCCAUCAUGUUCCGACAAUUGCAGCCGCAAAUAGGUUUCGGCUGGACAGUCCGAUCGCUGGCUUUCAUCAAUCUGGCAUUCGCCGUUGUUGCCUGCGUCAUCCUCGGCCAGCAUCCAGGUCAAACGCGGAAGGCGCGAUCGUUGAUUGAUAUUUCGGCUUUUCGAUCUCCGAUCUUCGUGCAGUGGACCUUGGCUUUAUUCUUGGUCUACCUGGCAUACUACGUUCCAUUGUUCUUCAUCGUGUCAUAUGCUCGAUAUGGGUUGGGCAGUAGCGAGAAUUUCGCCUUCUACAUGUUGUCAAUCCUCAAUGGCAGCUCGACUCUGGGGCGGAUCGUACCCUACAUCCUAGGGCGAAAGGUCAAACCGAUUUACACGCUUAUCUUCUCCUGCUUGCUUGGGGCCGUCCUCAUCUUCGCCUGGAUCGCCAUUGACAGCCGGGCUGCUUUUGUCGUCUGGUGUGUGCUGUGGGGAUUUGUCGCCGGCGUACUCGUCACGGCGCCCACAUCAAUCGUGGCACAUCCUCUCCUGUCUCCGUCAUUGGACGUCGUUGGAACUCGGCUGGGUAUGAGCUGGUCUGCGGCAUCUGUCGGCACGGUCAUCGGCCCUCCUAUUGCAGGGGUUCUUGUUGAUGUCGCUUCGGGAAACUUUGUUCAUGGCCAGAUCUUUGGCGGUGUUGUCAUGGCCGCGGGCACUGCAUGUUUGAUAUGGCCCCUGAUAGCGAUAGAGAGAUACGAUAGGUCCAAGAGUUGAUCAUGCCUCCGUCCCAAGUGGGUAUCUGGGCAUCAGAUUUCGACGGCUUGAAAAAUGAUGCCGAGUGGGAUGAGAAAAUAGGUACAUAGUUACGGUUAGUGGCUGAGACGAGGAUGCACGCCGAAUGUGGACAAAAUGUG
Messenger RNA from Exophiala xenobiotica, 1673 nucleotides. RefSeq lists its product as uncharacterized. The coding region runs from base 196 to 1533 and encodes 445 amino acids. The transcript is spliced from 2 exons. Gene Ontology annotation, molecular function: transmembrane transporter activity. Gene Ontology annotation, biological process: transmembrane transport. NCBI's taxonomy places the organism in Eukaryota, Fungi, Ascomycota, Eurotiomycetes, Chaetothyriales, Herpotrichiellaceae. Gene Ontology annotation, cellular component: fungal-type vacuole membrane. The record is from RefSeq and is a predicted model, not a curated record.